This is a messenger RNA of Lolium rigidum, 1554 nucleotides long. RefSeq names its product desmethyl-deoxy-podophyllotoxin synthase-like. The transcript is spliced from 3 exons. Gene Ontology annotation, molecular function: oxidoreductase activity, acting on paired donors, with incorporation or reduction of molecular oxygen; monooxygenase activity; heme binding. The coding region runs from base 1 to 1554 and encodes 517 amino acids. NCBI's taxonomy places the organism in Eukaryota, Viridiplantae, Streptophyta, Magnoliopsida, Poales, Poaceae. The record is from RefSeq and is a predicted model, not a curated record.
AUGGCGCAGCAAGAUGAGCAUGUGAUGUACUACUACAUCCUCUUGGCCACAAUCUUAGUAGUACCUCUCCUCCUCGUCAAGCUGAUGAGGCCAGGCAAGCACAGCAAAAACCUACCACCGGGGCCAUGGCAGCUGCCGGUGAUCGGCAGCCUGCACCACAUGGUGGGCGCCCUUCCGCACCGCGCGAUGCGGGGCCUGGCCCGACGGCAUGGCCCGCUCAUGCUGCUCCGUCUGGGUGAGAUUGACUUCGUGGUGGCCUCGUCGGCCAGCGCCGCGAUGGAGGUGUUGAAAACCCAUGAUGCCAUGUUAGCCUCGCGACCCAGGACGAGCACAACGAAGGCGAUGACAAGGCAUGGCCUGGGCAUCGUGUUGGCGCCCAAGGGCGAGCACUGGCGGCAGGUUCGCAAGCUCUGCGUCAACGAGCUGCUUAGCGCACGGAAGGUCCAGUCUUUCCGUGGCAUCCGCGAGGCAGAGGCCGGGAAGCUCGUGGCGUCCCUCGCCGUCGCGUCGGCGGCAUCCCGCCACGGCCAGCCCGUGAACGUCAGCUCGCAUCUCGCCACCUACGUCAGCAACGCGGUGGUCCGUGCCAUGGUUGGGGACGAGAUCACAGACCGGGACGCCUUCUUUGAGUGCCUCGACAAGGGCGUCACGGCGGCCGCCGGGUUCAGCCUCACGGACUUGUUUCCGUCAUCACGCCUCGCGCACGCAUUCUGUGGUACGACGCGACGAUUGGAGGCGGCCCUCCAAGGUAUGAGACAUUGCAUGAACGGUGUGAUCGAGGAACAUCGCGCCAGGAGGUCAGUCGACGCCUGCAACGGGGAUGAGAACAUUCUAGACGUGCUACUGAGAAUCCAGCAGACGGAACAAGGUGCACCUCUCAACAUGGGAACCGUCCGCGCCAUGAUCACCGACCUCUUCGGUGGCGGGAGCGAGACCACGGCGACGACUCUCAAAUGGGCCAUGGCAGAAAUGAUGCGGAACCCAAAGGUGUUGUGCAAAGCUCAGGCUGAGGUGCGCGCUACCCUCCUAGGGCAGAGCCGCGUCCAGGAGGACGACCUAUCCAAGCUGCACUACAUGCAACUGGUAAUUAAGGAGACGCUACGGCUGCACGUUCCCGGGCCGCUCCUCCUCCCUCGGGAGUGCCAAGAGCCUUGCCGCCUCCUUGGCUAUGACAUACCCAAGGCCGCCAUGGUAUUGGUCAAUGUGUGGGCGAUCGCCCGGGACACCCAAAACUGGGGCCCCGACGCAGAGGAGUUCAGGCCCGAGAGGUUCGAGGAACCUGCUGACAGUGCUGGGGUGGGCUUUAGGGGGCAACACUUUCAGUUUUUACCCUUCGGCGCCGGCCGAAGGAUCUGCCCUGGAGUGAACUUCAGCCUCGCUGUCAUGGAGCUCGCGCUGGCCAACCUUCUCUUCCAUUUUGACUGGGAGCUCCCCAAGGGCACCGUUCCAGAUGAACUGGACAUGACGGAGGCGUUUGGGAUCACGGCGAGAAGGAAGAACGAUUUGAUGGUGCAUGCCUAUCUUCGUGUGCCUCUUCCAAUUAAUAAUCUAUAG